Messenger RNA from Salmo salar (Atlantic salmon), 1054 nucleotides. RefSeq names its product ras-related protein Rab-22A. Gene Ontology annotation, molecular function: GTPase activity; GTP binding. NCBI's taxonomy places the organism in Eukaryota, Metazoa, Chordata, Actinopteri, Salmoniformes, Salmonidae. The record is from RefSeq and is a predicted model, not a curated record.
GGAGUCGAUGCGCUGCUAUUUUAUAGCUUGUUAGCUACAGUAAUCAACAUAUGGCAAAUUAUAUCAAUGAGGUUUAACGUUCAGAAGUUGAGGACUUACUUUGUAUUUGUUUCUCUUCGAGCGGCAUGUGAUUUGUAUUUAGUUAUUUGAUGAAGAUAAGUUAUUUGCUAGAAAUCUGUUAAUCUGUCAGCUAGCUAGCAAUCAGUCACGUGGUUGGAAUGUUCAUUAACGUUCUAUUAAUUUGGAGAUCGAUAUGGCGCAGAGAGAGUUAAAAAUAUGCCUUCUUGGGGACACUGGGGUUGGAAAGUCAAGCAUUGUUUGGAGGUUUGUGGAGGACAGCUUUGACCCCAACAUUAAUCCAACUAUUGGGGCAUCCUUCAUGACAAAGACAGUGCAGUAUCAAAAUGAGCUGCACAAAUUCCUCAUCUGGGACAUGGCAGGGCAAGAGAGGUUGGAACUGUAUCGAUCGGACAUCCCUCCUGGCAUCACCGGUUGACAGUGGGGAGAGGGGAUCAAAACGGGGCAAAGUGGCUGGAGCUUUAGCCUCGCCCUCAGACACCGACGGGCAUACCGGAGCCACAACAUCCCUUACAGGGGUAGUAGGCUCAGGCAGCGGUAACACAAGCACCUGCUCUUCUAACAAAAUAUAUAACACUGGUUUCUUAACCUCCGCCUUAACUAAACUGUGCGAAAUAGAUAAUGAAUAAUGGUCUGCCAAGGUCAUUAAAUCAAUUUUACGACACUUGUCAAACACCUCCCACGAAAAAAGGAUUUCACAUCAAAAGUAGCCAUUUUGAACUACUACGCCAAAACACAAGAGCCAACCAAUAGCAAACACUAAUGCUAUGACGCUCAACACUGAACUAACCACUAUAACAAUCUGCAUGAGCGGCAUGGGUGUCAGUAAUGACAGAUCCCGGACGAGCCCCCACUUAUGAAAUAACACAUAUGGAAUCAUGUAGUAACCAAGUAAAUCAAAAUAUAUUUUAGAUUUUAGAUUCUUUAAAGUAGCCACCCUUUGCGUUGAUGACAGCUUUACACACUCUUGGCAUUC